Lindgomyces ingoldianus is the source of this 397-nucleotide messenger RNA. RefSeq lists its product as uncharacterized. The transcript has a single exon. The record is from RefSeq and is a predicted model, not a curated record. The coding region runs from base 133 to 354 and encodes 73 amino acids. NCBI's taxonomy places the organism in Eukaryota, Fungi, Ascomycota, Dothideomycetes, Pleosporales, Lindgomycetaceae.
CUUAUCUAGGCGGUUUCUGAUACCCGGCGUUCGAGAUAUAUCGUCAUACUUUCUCUUGAUGUUCAAUACAAAACAUCAAAUGCCAAAAAUAUACAUUUCUUAUGUAGGAACGUUAGGAUAGAUAGAUACUCAAUGUGUACUAAUUCAGCUACGAGCUUCUUUUACAUACUCUCUAUGUUCCUGCUAGUAAUAGCCACAUCUAGCGUGGGCUCGACAUGGGAACACAGCCCCAUAGCAGACUGCCACUUCUGCAACCUCCACCAGCCCCAACAUCUGAGCACCAUCCCACCAUCUCAGCCCCCGCCAAGAAAAUGCACCAGUCCUGCACAGAAACGUCUGACUCGAGUUCAGUGAACCAUAACCAGGAUUACAACGAUUUUCUUGCAUGGUGGUGAAG